This is a messenger RNA of Apis dorsata (giant honeybee), 1774 nucleotides long. RefSeq names its product acidic leucine-rich nuclear phosphoprotein 32 family member B-like. The record is from RefSeq and is a predicted model, not a curated record. The transcript has 3 exons. The coding region runs from base 334 to 684 and encodes 116 amino acids. Lineage: Eukaryota; Metazoa; Arthropoda; Insecta; Hymenoptera; Apidae.
CCGCGCCAUCUUCAUUUUUGAACAAAGCCAGGUUGGAUGUGCUAGGAGCGAGCUGAGACCGGGUAGUAGUCCGCUUUGCGCUAUUCGCGCCACAGUCGUCAGUUCACGACGCUCUCCACUCCUGACUGGUUGGUCUCUGUCUCACCUUCCCUUCCCCUCUUUCUUUCCCUCUGCCCCUUGGGUUUUCGCCUGACGACGCUGCUCUCUCGGGCAUUUCGCCGGAAACUGACGCCGCGCGAGGGCACGAAGUAUCGUUACGUGUACACAUUGCUCUACCUUUUUCAUCGUUUAUAAGCAGACACGCAGGCAUCUUGUCCAUCACACAUAUCCAUCAUGAGUAGCAAAGAAAACAACGAGGUCGCUGUGGAGAAGGUGACUGAGAACGACAAAGCUUCCGGAGACGCGAAAUGUGAGAUCAAAGGAAUGAAGAGGCCAGCCGAGGAAAAAAAUGAUGAAACAAAAAAACAGAAGAAAGAAGAAAAUGGCGACGGAGAAGUAGAAGAAGAAGAAAUAGAAGAGGAAGUUGAAGAGGAGGAAGAAGUUGAUGGCGAUGGCGAAGAAGAUGACGAAGAUGAUGACAUACCGGAAGGUGAAGAAGAUUUAGAAGAAGGAGAGGAUGAAGAAGAAGAUGAUGCUGAAGGUGAAGUAGAAGGAGAAGUAGAAGAUGAAGAAGAAGACGCAUAAUGAAAACAGGGAAAAGAAUAUGUAAGUAAGAAAGGAGGUAGGCACACGGUACCAUCGUCGAUCUUCGGCAGUUUUCUCAGCAAACACUUACUCUCAUAUUGAGUGGUUGGUAGCAAUGUUGAUUACCUCGUGCCCAGACCCUAUUGCCUCCCGACCUACGAAUAAAAAUUACCACCUUACCGGAGUUGUGGUGGGCUGACACAAAUUAGAGGCAGCCGCAAUUCUACUGUCUUGGCUCUUCGCAAUUCUGGUCAUCUAGCCAUCACCAAAUGCUAUUAGAUAGUUUGAAUGAAAACUAUAUAUUCGUCGUGUGGGAUUUGAACGUGUCGAUUUAAUAUCUAAGUCCUUCGUGCAUACUCGUACGUUUGGUACAUUAAAUAUACUCUCAAGACGAAUUUAUUGUUUUAUCCAAACCAUCUAUUAACUGGUAUUUGCUGUCAUUUGGCUUUCUUCGCGGGACAGUUUUAUAACGAAAACUUAUUUAAGAUAAAAAGCUCUAUUGUAUUUAAAUAAUGUAAAAUGAACAUUUGUGGGUGAUGAUUUUUUUACAUUUGAAAUCAAAUUUACGUUUGUAGUUCAACGAAUGUCUCUCACCUUGUGCGCGUGAUUGAUUUCUUUUUCGACCUAUAUGUGUAUUUGCAACGACUUUGUAGGAGCGCGAGUUGUUAAAAAAAAAUAAAUAAAAUGGAUCAAGUGGUGCGUAAAGAAAUAAAAAUAAUAAAUAAAUACUAUAAUAAAUACUGGACAUCUCUCGACAUUCUUUGUAUAUUAAAAAAAAAAAAUGAAAAAAAAAAAGAAAAGAUUUUAAUGAUCUUUAAAAUCUCUGCUUCGUGCUCCUGUUUGAUCCGAGAACAAAAAUUAAGAUUAAUAUAACGCUCGCGCUAAGUAGUAUGGAUGAGUCAUGUGUGUUCUUAACAUUGCAUAAUAAUUAUACAUAGUAUGUAUAAAGUUAUGGAAUAAGAAACAUUUUAUUAUUAAUGAUAAUAUUAUGUAACGUAAUGUAUUGUGGAGAGGUUGUUACAAUUUAGGCUUCGAGUAUAUAGAGUAGGGAGAGAAUUUUUAUUUUAUAAAACAUAAAUGAUACAAAUAA